This is a messenger RNA of Micropterus salmoides (largemouth bass), 4710 nucleotides long. RefSeq names its product B-cell translocation gene 1, anti-proliferative (gene btg1). The record is from RefSeq and is a predicted model, not a curated record. Gene Ontology annotation, cellular component: cytoplasm; nucleus. Gene Ontology annotation, biological process: negative regulation of mitotic cell cycle; negative regulation of cell population proliferation. The transcript has 2 exons. Bases 303 to 851 code for a protein of 182 amino acids. Lineage: Eukaryota; Metazoa; Chordata; Actinopteri; Centrarchiformes; Centrarchidae.
ACAGCUUCACUCUGGAGGAAGCAAGCAAUCAGGGAGGGUUGGUCGACGUGGCACCAAGGGACCCACCCCCAACCCCCUGUAUUUACCAACAACAGGCGUCUGUUUCCCAGCACUGAACCGUCCUAGCACCCGGGCUCUCUCUCUGAAAAGAGACACAUCCCUCUACCUCGACAAAUAAAUGCAAAGAGAAACAACGCGAGCGCAACCAGAUAAGGAUCGCUGCCCAGAAGUGGAGAGAACAACGAACCAACGCGAAGAGAAAAACAGACGCGCACGGACCGUCGCCGUUGCCUUUUUUCUCAAUGCAUACCCUUUGUGCCCGGGGAACGAUGAAACCAGAGAUCAACGCCGCCGUCGGAUUUCUGACGAGAUUUCUGAGGGUAAAAGGACACGUAAACGAUCGACAGGUCCAAACGUUCAGCCAAAGCUUACAGGACAUUUUGUCAGAGCAAUAUAAGCACCACUGGUUCCCAGACAGGCCCUGCAAGGGUUCAGGGUACCGCUGCAUUCGUAUAAACCACAAGAUGGACCCACUGGUGUGGCAGGCGGGCCAGCGCAUCGGCAUGACCAUCCAGCAACUCUACCUGGUGCUGCCCAGUGAGCUCACUCUGUGGGUGGACCCCUUCGAGGUCUCCUACCGUAUUGGCGAGGAUGGCUCCAUCUGCGUCCUGUACGAGUCACAGCCCUGUCCCCCAGGAUUGCCGGCAACAGCCACCACCGGCUCCCCCUCAGGAAACAGCGGGCCGAUGGGCUCCAUGGUGGACAGUCACAUCAGCUGCAAGGAGGAACUGAUGGUGCUGGGCAGAACCAGUCCCUCCAAAGCCUACAAUAUGAUGACUGUGUCCAGUUAAAGAGGCGCACCGUCACCCCUGCCUACCUUUGUUCAGGGUCAUGCCGUGGCAGGUCAGAUCAUAUGACCAGAUCAGGGUGAGCCUUUUUUAAAGCUAAGAAUAUGAAAUGAAAUGGUGAAAGAAGAGAAAAGGAGAGGAAAAAAACAGAGGAUGUGGCCUAUCGUCCAGGUGAUGGAAACCUUGUAGGUUUGGUUUUUGUUUUUUUAACCCCCCUCCCCCCCAUUAUCAUCUGUUGUGUCAUUGAAUCAGCUGGGCACUCCGUUUUUGUAGGAGAGGCUUUGUGGAAAUGAAACUGCUGGGGCAGCUAAACCAUCUUACCAACCAACCAGGAACCCCCUCCCCCCAACUGUAAAAAAAAAAAAAAAAAAAAAAAACAUGGUGAUCAGCUCCAUCUCAGAAGGGGCUGUCAUUGACUUUGCACUUUUCCUAGUGGUAACAUGGGUAUAUAUUCAACACACCGCCGCAAAACACCCAAACCUAAAUUAUGAGGAAUUCUUACCAGGAACUACCCCCUGAAUUUCAAAUUCCAGAGGUUAUUCAAUUUGCUUUGUUUUCUGGUUCGGGGGGGUUGAGGUUUAGACUGAGCCUUUUGCCAUCCAAGCUCAAGGUAAAGAAACACACAAUUAGAGCAUCUCUAUUUUCUAUAAAACCCCUUUUGGACCACAGGGAAUUGGUUUUCUUUAUCUUGUAGCUGGGGGGGAAAAAGGCUUUCGGUCUCCUCCUCCCCCUCAGCCCACAUCAACACUGAGCUUCAGAAAACCCUCAUCUCAACAGUCUCUCGGCCUGUUUGUACAUGCAAGUGGAAUGUCCCAACACCUGUUACCUAUGGAUACCCCCCCACACACUUCUAGUUAAUGAAUGUUUUUGAAAUUCACAAUAAAAUUCCUGUGUUAAGUUUGCCCCCUUUUCCUUCCACCACUUUGUCAUCUCCUGCAUCAUCAAAAUUCAAAGUGUAGCAAAGGGGGGGUCUAUUUUACCCAAAUUUUGGUCAUGUGGCCCUGUUAGAAUUGACAUUGAAUGCACUUUGACCGUAGAUUGUGUGGGAUGUGUACUUUGUUUUUGUUUUUAUAGACAUAAUCGCCUGCAUUCCAUCCAUUCGACUGUCAUCUUUUCAGUUUUUAUUGCCCUCCUCACUUUUAGCUGGUUGUUCAUAUUGUUGCUCCCACGUUGGAAUAGACAAUUGUCUAUUACAUUGAGAGUUUCAAAACCCCUUCUUUUUUUUUUUUUUUUUUUUUUUUUUUAAACACUGUAUGUGAACAUUUCAGAGCUGUUGAUUUUUAGGUGGAGAGUAUCUUUGGUGGUAUGUUGGAAACCUUCUGUCAUCUGUUCAUAUGGCACUGUUCACUCUGGCAGGAUGCUGAGCUGAGCCCCCAUCCCCUGACACAGAUGGUGGUUUGUGUUGCUGAUAGAAAAACAAAGUUAGUCUGAAAGGUCUGGACUAAGUGAUGGCUGUGUGAGACCAAAGGGAGGUCUUGAGCACUGACUGUUCAGAGAUUAAUUUUAACUUGAAUUUAAAAACACCAGGCUUUGUCAGCCUUCUAUUUUCAUUUACGUUAGCUAUUUCCAAGGUCUUGUAUAAGGGAGAGACUUAUGCCUCCUAUCCUUAUGUGUGGAUUGCCUUACGGAGACCUCUUUGUCAUGAAUUGUGAGCCAUUCGUGAUUAUUAUAUAUAUUUUUUUUUAAAACCAGUAUCGGGCUAAUGUGAGCCAGCCUGGUUCGGUCUGCUGCCUGGACCCUCAUUAGAGGUGUCCCUUUUUUCCAGCCUGGCAGCACCCCCCCCCUCCCCCUCCCUACUGGUGCGGGGGUUAGAGUGCCUCAAGUGCCACAUAUCACCCGUCAGCUCAGACCUCCUGUUCAGCCAAAAGCAAAGCCAGCAUGCUGCUAGCUGACCCCCCUGUUGAUGCAGGUAGACUUAAUGUGACACAUAUCAUCAUCCAUCACCAUGGGGAGCUGGGUAAGGAAGGCAGGGACAGGAGAGCUGGUGUGAAAGAGCGUGGGGGGCCAGGGCCGGACUUCUUGUCCAGGGCAGCUAAAAUCCCUCCAGCCCCCCCCCCUCUGGACUUAUUCAACAUCUCCGACCCUGACCAGAAGACCUCGACCUUCCCUCAGCAGUGAUGGAUACAAAACCAGCACACGCGCUUGGCAUGCUCAAGCUGCACUAGGGGGGGCUAGUGAGAGACGAGGAAACAUGGAUCAAAGAUGAAGAACUGAGGGUACAAGGCCAUUGUUUUCUGUUUUCAUCUCACUGGAUUGCGCUGCACUUGAUUACUGAGUUUGAGUGGCGACUUUGUUUACAUGCAUAUGAAAGGAUGUGAUGGCUGUCUGACGUACCCCUUCACUCUUAACUCCUGGUUCUGGAGCUGAAAGGUUAACAGCAAGCUGGAACAGAUGCUGAGGCAGCUUCAUGUGUAGCUCGGAUCUUAGCCGCUGGCCAAAUCUGUCGCGGCAGGCUGGUUCACCAGUCAUCACCAGACCUAUGGGUUUUUAAGCUCCCCUAAGCCUGAGUGGAUCAUGGGUAAUGGAGCUAUAGCCUUUGACGCACUGCAACCCCCUAACCCUGCUCUCUGUUACUCCCUUCAGCAAUCUGUGAAAAGCAGUGAUUCAGUGUUGACCAGAUGGAUAGGAGCUCGCUGGGAGGGGAGCCCAGAGCUUUGGUUUCCAUGGUAGACGCCAGUUUUAAAAUCACGCUGCUCCAUUAUGGUUUUUUUUUUUUUUUUUUUUUGUAUUCUAUAUUUCGGACCUGCGAUGACCGUCUUGUCUCAUUUUCUCUAGAUGUAUUUUAUGGUCACACUGGUAGAUUUUCACAUCUUUCCACUCUGCCAGCCCCAUUUUCUCCUCUUCAUCCUCUUCGUAAAAUUUGCUUUUAGUCUCGUGGUCCAACCCACUUUUAACAGACGUUGUUUUCAGAGCUACAAAAACUCAAAAUUAAACCCAAAUCCUUCGACACCUUCUCAACUGUACUAUCGCCACCCAAAAUGGUUUAAGUCCUCAGUAAUAAUUAUUUAAAUGGCAUCCAUUCAGCUUAUGCGAACAUAGGUUACAGAAUUGUUGUGAGGGUGCUUUGAGUAGUCAGAGGUAAAAUAGCACAUAAAAUGCACUAAAUAUGUCAAGUUGAAGUUGUGACAUUUUUUUGAGACACAAGGAGUCUCUCCUGGAAUGUAUUGCCAAACUCAGGCCUCAGACUUCAAUAAAUACCCUUGUGGAAAAGUUGUGCAUGUUAAGACAUGAAACAGGAAGGGAACAGCAGUUUUGUUGUUGUUGUCAAAAUUGUCAUUGAUUAGUUGAAUUAUUGCCACUUUCACAUUUGAGGUGUUUUACAUAUUGUAGAAUGUAUUGUAACUGUACAACAAAUGGUAGAGUACAUAACAUUACACAUGGGAAGUGCCAAUAAUUUCUAUCCUGAGGUGUUUUUAGAUGUAUUCCUUUUUGUAUUUCAUCUUUUAACAUGGAUAAACGCUUUUCGUAAGUGAAGCCAUUUGUGAUGGGAGUGUUGGCAAGGACCAAAGUUGUUUUGGUUACCACAAGAAAAAAUAUUAGUUUCCAUGAUCUGAAAGUGUAGACGUAUCCUUUUGUUUGUUUUUUUCUUUUCUCCUUUUUUUUUUUUUUUUCUAUUUACCUACAAAACCAGAAAAUAGACAAAAAAAUCUGAGCUUACCCAAGAAGAAAAUCUGUAUCUUGUGAUCUCAUGUCAGUACAUCUUUAUCGUGUUCAGUUUCUUUUCCUUGGGUAUGUUGUGAUGAACUGCUGUAAAUUUGUACAGUUCAUGUAAAUUGAUUGUGCGGAAGUUGUACAGAUUUCUAUAUUUUGGAAGAAAAGUUUUUUUUCUCUGUAAUAAAAGAUUUCCUAUCUUGGCAUCAUA